Molecule: messenger RNA, 5828 nt
Organism: Sodiomyces alkalinus F11
Lineage: Eukaryota; Fungi; Ascomycota; Sordariomycetes; Glomerellales; Plectosphaerellaceae
Product: rRNA biogenesis protein RRP5
Exons: 3
Coding region: 240-5828 (1862 amino acids)
Biological process (GO): rRNA processing
Cellular component (GO): small-subunit processome; nucleolus
Molecular function (GO): RNA binding; protein binding
Source: RefSeq, a predicted model, not a curated record
GGCCUUAUCUUUAUCAUAUCUUAUCGUUAUCGUUAUCUGCCGCAACCCGCAUCCAUUCUCGACCGAGAAAAAAAUUCGAGAGGGCAGCUCAGGAGGAAGGACUGCUUUUGCUUUUGCUUUCGCAUUGACAGCUUCAUACCUACCUACACCCACACCACACCACGACUUGGUCAUCCACUUGGGACAGGAACCCUUCCGAACCAUUGUGGUGUACCAAAUACCAAGGACCAGUCAAUACAAUGGGCUCUCUUAAAAGAAAAGAAGCCCCGGGCGGCGAUAAUCCGCCCAAAAAAGCAAAGCCUUCCAAAGACACCCGGCCGUCGAAACGAGAUGCGACCAAGGAAGACGCUGCCACCCGCAACGGCGUCGAUACCAAGAAGAGGAAGACUGACACGGUUGCCGUUACCACCGCACCUAAGACUGUCGUUUCCCUUCUAAAGGAUGAAGAACCUCUGUUCCCCCGUGGCGGCGCCAGUGUCCUUACGCCGCUGGAACACAAACAAAUCCAGAUGCAGGCCAAGGCGGAUGCCCUUGCUGAGGACGAGUUCGACACCACCGAACAUACCAAGGCCAAGACGAAGAAGCUCAGAAGGAGAGAGUCGAAGGCCUUUGACUUGGAUGACUCGAAGAAGGGCAAGAGCAAGGGCUUCGCGGAUGAAGAUGCUGUCAGGGUUGAGAGCUUGAACUUCAAGCGCUUAGUGAAAGGCUCACUUGUGUUGGGCCAAAUAACCUCCAUUGGCCUACACAAUCUCACCGUCUCCCUCCCAAACAAUCUCACCGGCAACGUUUCUAUUGCGGCCAUCUCCGACGUGAUUACAGCCAGACUCCAAAAGGAUGCCGAAGAGUCAGACGAGGACAGCAACGAGGAGGAUGACGGCGGCGGCGACGACGACGAAGACAAUGGUGUCGACCUCAAGUCUCUCUUCGAGAUUGGGCAAUAUGUGCGUGCCUACGUGGUCUCUACCAAAGACGAGGAGAACACCGGCAAAUCCAAGGCCAAGCCCAGGCGCAACAUCGAACUAUCUCUCCGCCCCAGCGAAACCAACUCGGGCCUGUCCAAGGAUGAUGUCGUCCCCCAUGUUACCGUCAUGGCCGCCAUCACCAGCGUACAGGAUCACGGCUACGAGAUGGACCUCGGCAUCGACGGCAAGAAGCUCAAGGGUUUCUUGUCCAAGAAGGAAGUCGGUGCGAAUGCCGACGAGAUUAUGAACCUCCAGCCGGGCGCCGUCUUCUUGUGUCUCGUCAAGACCGUCUCGGGCAAGGUUGCCCAGUUGACCAUGGACCCGGCCAAGCUAGGUAGCGUCGAGGCCAUUGCGAAUACUGCCACCACCGUCAAUUCCUUCCAGCCCGGGUCGGCCGUCGACGUCUUGGUUACCGCCGUCAGCGGCCGAGGCCUCUCGGGCAAGAUUCUCGGCCACCUAACAGUUACCGCCGACUUGGUCCACUCCGGCGCGGGCCCCGACGGCGUCGACCUCGAAGCCAAGCAUAGGGUCGGCUCUCGUGUGAACGCCCGCGUCAUCUGCACCUUCCCCGCCGCGAGGGACCCCAAGCUCGGCAUCUCCCUGCUGCCUCACAUCACCAAGCUGCGGCCCAAGACCGCCGACGAGAGGGCCGCCAGGCCCAAGUCGCCCCUCGAUCUGCUUCCCAUCGCUUCCAUCGUCGAAGAGUGCACCGUGCGCAGCGUCGAACCCGACAUCGGUCUGUACGUCGAUCUGGGCGUGCCGGGUCUUUCGGGCUUCGUCCACAUUUCCAAGGUGAGGGAUGGCAAGGUGGACGCCCUCUACGAGACGAGCGGUGCCCACAAAGUGGGAUCCGUACAUCAGGGCCGCAUCAUAGGCUACAGCCCCUUGGACGGCAUGUUCGUCUUGUCUUUCGAAAAGUCCAUCCUCGAACAACGAUUCAUUCGGCUGGAAGACGUCCCCGUCGGCGAAGUCGUCAGCUGUACCAUCGAGAGGGUAGUCGUCGGCGCGAACGGAGUCAGCGGGCUGAUCUUGAAGCUGGCCGACGGCAUCACCGGCUACGUCCACGAGACCCAUCUCGCGGACGUCCGGCUACAGCACCCGGAGAGGAAGUUCCGGGAGGGUAUGACUGUGAAAGCACGCGUCCUCUCCGUCCGGCCCAGGAAGCGCCAGAUGCGGUUGACCCUGAAGAAGACCCUCGUCAACUCGGACGCCCCGAUUAUCCAGAGCUUUGACGAGGUUGCCGUCGGCACGCAGGCUCUGGGCACCAUUUGCGACAUCAAGCCCCAUGGAGCCCGGAUCGAGUUCUACCGAGGAGUUCGCGGGUUCCUGCCGGUUUCCGAAAUGAGCGAGGCCUACAUCCAGGAUCCGACCGAACAUUUCCGGGUGGGACAGGUAGUCAACGUGCACGUCUUGGAGGUCAAUCCGGAAGCCCGGAAACUCGUCGUGUCCUGCAAAGACCCGUCCGCCUUCGGGUUGGAGAAGCAGGCGGCCCUCAAAGCCCUGACGGUGGGCGACAUGGUCUCCGGCAAAGUCAUGCAGAAGACCGAGGACGAGAUCUUCAUCGAACUCGACAAGAGCGAGCUCAAGGCUAUUCUGCGCGUCGGUCACCUCACCGACAAGUCGGCAAGCAAGAACCAGUCGGCUUUCAAGAGACUGCACGUGGGCCAGGAACUCUCCGACCUGAUGGUCCUGGACAAGAACGAGCGGCGCCGGGCCAUCGUCCUCACCAUGAAGCCGAGCCUCAUCGACGCCAGCAAGAACGGCAAGCUUCUCCGCGGCUACGCAGAUGCCAAGGUGAAGGAUGUCGUGCCGGGCUUUGUGAGCAAUAUCCGUCCGGGAGCCGUGCUGGUCCAGUUUGGCGGCAACCUGGUCGGCGUCCUCUUCAAGACGAGGCUGCCCAAGGAGGACCAGGAGAAGGAGAACUUUGGACUACGGAAGCACCAGAGUCUUACCGUCAAGGUGGUUGCUGUGGACUUGGAGAAGAAUCGUCUCGUGGUCGCGCCGGCAUCCUCGGAGGACGGAUCCGCGGAAGAGAAAGAGAAGGCCAAGGAUAACAAGCAGACUACGCGCCCCCAGAUCCACGGACCCGUCCAGGACAUCGCCCUCGGUCAGAUCCUCGAUGCCCGGAUCGUCGGCAUUCACGCCACCCAGCUCAACGUCGAGACCGAAGACAAGGUGCAGGGCCGCGUCGACGUGUCUCAGAUUUUCGAUUCCUGGGACGACAUCCAAGACCCGAGCAACCCCCUCUCGCAGUUCAACAAGGGCGAUACCAUUCGCGUCCGCGCCAUGGGCCUGCACGACUCGAAGAACCACCGCUUCCUCGCCUUCUCCCACCGAUCGUACAACUCGGUCGUCGAGUUCACGGCCAAGCCCAGCGAUCUCGCCGCAGACGAACUGAAGCCCCUCUCCUCCCUCGCUCAACUCGAGCGCGGGGCCUCCUACGUGGCUUUCGUCAACAACGCGUCGCGCCAGUGCCUGUGGGUGAACAUCUCGCCCGUCGUUCGCGGUCGCGUCAGUGCCAUGGACGCCUCCGACGACGUCUCUCAGGCGAGCGAUCUGGUCUCGCACUUCCCCGUCGGCUCGGCCGUCCGCGUCCGGGUGGUCGACGUGGACCCGGCAAAACAACGCCUGGACCUCUCCGCCCGCACGUCCCCCGCCGUCUCGUGGGACUCGCUGAAGCCCAACAUGGUGCUCGCGGGCGUGGUCUCCCAGAUCAGCGAGCGGCAAGUGAUGGUCAAGCUGAGCCCGACGGUUUCCGGGUCGGUCCACCUGGUGGACGUGAAGGACGACUUUAGCGAGGCCAACACGCUCCACUUCAACAAGGGCGAGCCGAUCCGGGUCUCGGUCGUGGAGGUCGACAAGGCCAAUAAGCGUAUCCGGCUCUCGACGCGGCCGUCGCGCGUGCUCAACUCGUCGUCGCCCAUGGCGGACCGGGAGAUCACCGACGCGAAGCAGAUCGCGCCGGGCGACAUCAUCCGGGGUUUCGUCAAGCACGUCGGAGACAAGGGCGUGUUCGUGCUGCUGGGCGGCAAGGUGACCGCCAUGGUCAAGAUCGGCAACCUGUCGGACCGCUUCCUGAAGGAGUGGAAGGAUCAGUUCCAGGUCGACCAGCUGGUCAAGGGGCGCGUCCUCGCCGUGGACGCCGCCGGGUCGGGCCAUGUCGAGCUCAGCCUCAAGAGCUCGGUCGUCGACGAGGACUACACGCCGCUCGUCACGUACCGGGACCUCAAGCCGGGCCAGUUCGUGACGGGCAAGGUGCGCAAGGUGGAGGAUUUCGGCGCGUUCAUCGUGGUGGACGACUCGGCCAACGUGAGCGGCCUGUGCCAUCGGAGCGAGAUGGCGGACAAGCCGGUCGAGGACGCGAGGAAGCUCUACCAGGAGGGCGACCUGGUCAAGGCGAAGGUUCUCGACGUGAAUGCGGCGAAGAAGCGCGUCUCGUUCGGUCUCAAGCCUGCCUAUUUCGACGAGGAAGAAGAGGACACCGAUAUGGAGGACGGCGAGGGUGCUGUUUUGGUGUCGAGCGGCGAGGAGGAUGGUGAUGAGGACGUCGACAGCGACGAAGGGAUCGAUUUGAUGAAUGGCGGUGCACCUAUCAAGUUUAUUGGCCUGGAUAACGACGACUCGGAAGAGGACGACGAGGAUGAGGAUGAAGACGGAUCGGUGGACGAAGAAGACGAAGACGAAGACGAAGACGAAGACGAAGGUGCAGAGGAUGCCGUCGAUGACGACGGAGAUGUAUCCAUGUCCGGGCAAGCACAGAAGAAGAAGGAGAAGAUUGGCCUGGGAGCCGGAAAAUACGACUGGACCGGCCAUGCUUUCGACGACUCGGAUGAUGCAGCCGACGCGGCGGCGCCUACCACCCGGAAACAACAGACAUCCAAGCAGAAGCAGAGGAAGGAAGAGGACGGGAUCCAGAUCGACCGCACGGCGCAACUGGACGUCAACGGCCCCCAGACAGCGAGCGACUUUGAGCGACUCCUGCUCGGCCAACCGGACUCGUCGUCCCUCUGGAUCGCGUACAUGGCGCUGCAGAUGCAGGUCAGCGAGCUGAGCAAGGCGCGGGAGAUCGCGGAGCGCGCCAUCCGGACGAUCAACAUCCGGGAGGUGACGGAGAAGCUCAACGUGUGGAUCGCGUACCUCAACCUGGAGGUGGCCUACGGCACGAAGAAGACGGUGGACGAGGUGUUCCAGCGGGCGUGCCAGUACAACGACGACCGCGAGGUGCACGAGCGCCUGGCGACCAUCUACAUCCAGUCCAACAAGCGCAAGGCGGCCGACGCCCUGUUCCAGACGAUGCUCUCCCGGUACGGGUCCCAGUCGGUCGACGUCUGGACCAACUACGCGCACUUCCUCCACGUGACGCUCGGCGAGGCGGACCGGGCGCGCGCGCUCCUCCCCCGGGCGACGCAGGCGCUGGGCGAGCGCCACACGGCGGGGCUGAUGGCCAAGUUUGGGGCGCUGGAGUUCCGGUCGCCGCAUGGGGAUGCGGAGCGCGGGCGCACGACGUUUGAGACGCUGCUUGCGACGUGGCCGAAGCGGUUCGAUUACUGGAACCAGCUCGCGGACUUGGAGGUGUCUGCCGCCGAGCCGGAUGCCGCGGCCGUGAGGGACGUGUUUGAGCGCGGGGCGAGGGUGCGCGGGCUCAAGCCGCAGCGGGCUAUGAAGUGGUUCAAGCGCUGGGCGGAGUGGGAGGGGAAGACGGACCCCAAGGGGCCGGGACGGGAGAGGGUUAUGGCGAAGGCGCAGGAGUGGGUUGCGGCUGCGAAGGCGAGGAAGGAGGCGGCGGCGGCGAAGGGUGAGGGGGAGGGGGGUGAGGAGAUAUACGAGACCGUCGAGGUCGUCAGGGUCAGGUUCAGGGGUCGGUGA